Messenger RNA from Aspergillus wentii DTO 134E9, 539 nucleotides. Its product is annotated as SCP2 sterol-binding domain-containing protein. Gene Ontology annotation, cellular component: cytosol. The transcript is spliced from 3 exons. The record is from RefSeq and is a predicted model, not a curated record. The coding region runs from base 20 to 409 and encodes 129 amino acids. NCBI's taxonomy places the organism in Eukaryota, Fungi, Ascomycota, Eurotiomycetes, Eurotiales, Aspergillaceae.
CCCACCUACCCCUUUCACCAUGACUCUCAAGAACGACGCUUUCCCCUCUUCUGCCGCGUUUGACGUGAUCAACGCCACCCUCCAGGCCGACGAGGCCGAGCGCAAGGACGCCAUCAAGAAGGCCAACGCUGUCGUCGCUUUCAAUCUCAAGAACGCAGACGGAAAGGAGGAGGCCUGGCACCUCGAUCUCAAGAAGGACGGUGUUGUCGCCAAGGGCGCUGCUCCUGCUGGUGGAAAGGCUGAUGUCACUCUCAACCUCUCUGACGCAGACUUCGCUUCCCUCGUCUCCGGCAAGGCCAAUGCCCAGCGUCUUUUCAUGGGCGGCAAGCUCAAGAUCAAGGGUAACAUCAUGAAGGCGACCAAGAUGGAGCCUGUCCUCAAGAAGGCCCAGGGCAAGGCCAAGCUAUAGAUACCCAGUCAAUUUUUGUUUUGGGCGUGCGUGUGUUUUACAAUGUAUUUAUCGACUAUAUGACUACCUAUAUGUUUUCAGGUUGGGAAUAAACAAAUACUGAGUGAUGGCUUAACAGCCAGUUUUUUUC